AUGCAUGCAGCACGAAGCAGCAGCAGCGGCAGCAGCAGCAGCAGCAGCAGUAGCAGUUGCUGCUACUGCAGGAACAGCAGCUGCAGCAGCAACAGCCCGUGCUCCGGCUGCAUAGAGCAGCAGCAGAAGCAGAAGCAGCAGCAAGAAAAGGAGCAGCAGCAGCAGCAGCAAGAACAGCAACAGCUGCAGCAGCAAAGACAGCAGCAGCAGCAGGAGCAGCAGCAGAAAGCAAUAGAGGCAUGGGCAGCAGCAGCAGAAAGAAGACAAUCUGCUGCUGCAGCAAAAGCCACCUUUUGCUGCUGGAGACAAUGGACACAGAAGACCCAAAAAGCAAAAAAAAUAUUUGCUGUCUACACUUCGUUAAAGACCCGGCAGUCGAAUUUGCUGCUGCUGCAGCAGCUGUGGAUGCAGUGGCGCAGCACUGCAGCAGCAGCAGCAGCAGCGGCGCAGCAGCAGCAGCAGCAGCAGCAGCAACUCAAGCAGCUGCUGCUGCUGCUGCAGGCCAAAGAAGAAAAGAUUAAAAUGCAUGCGCUUAGCCGUCUCUCUGUCCAUACACUCUGCUGCUGCCUGCAGCAGCGCCAAAAGGAAGCAGCAGCAAAUUUGUUUUUUAACUUAAAACAAAACAAAAAUAAAAUGCAUGCAUUUGGAGCUUGGCGGCGCAUCUGUGGGGCCCCAGCUAAGCUGCGUGGUGCUGCUGCUGCGCUGCUGCUGCUGCUGGUGCAGCAGCAGCAGCAGCUGGUGUUGCGCAGGGCCUUCCGGCAGCUGCAGCAGGCCACGCAGCAGCAAAAGCAGCAGCAGCAUAGUCGGCAGCAGCAGCUGCAGCGGCAGGAGCAGCAGCAGCAGCUGCUGACGCUGCUGCAGCGGCAGAAGCAGCAGCAGCAGCUGCUGCAGCAGCGGCUGCAGCAGCAGCACGAACAGCAGCAACUGCGUACUGCCUUUGCCUCUCUUCGCAUAUAUGCUUUAUUUAAAAGCGCAGCUGAGGCACGCCAGGCAAGUUUGCUGCUGCAGCAGCAGCUGCAGCUGCAGCAGCAGCAGAUACUACAGCAGCAGCAGAUACUGCAGCAGCAGCAGCAGGCGCAGCAGCAAGAGCAAAAGCAGCAGAUGCUACAACAGCAACACGGCAAUGGCCAGCACCAGCAAAGGGAACAGCAGCAGCAGCAGGAGCAGCAGCAGUUGCAGCAGCAGCAGCAGCAGCAGGUGGAGCCGGAGCAGCAAGAGCAGCAGCAGCAGCAAGUCAGUAGUGAUGAUAUAAGUGAGGCUGAUGAACUGGAUUAUAUCGAUCUUAUAAAUGGCUUUGGUGCUGCACACCUAGAUGCAACCCAUAAACAGCAGCAGCAGCAGCAGCAGCAGCGUCUGAAGCUGCAGCAGCAGCAGCGACAACAGCUGGAGCAGCAGCUGCAGCAGCAGCAAGAGCAGCUGCAGCAAGAGCAGCUGCAGCAACAGCUGCGAAUGCAGCAUCAACACAAGCAGCUACAGCAGCAGCAGGAGCAACAGCAGCUGCAGAUGCAGCAGCAGCAACAGCAGCAACAGCAGCAACAGCAGCACUGCCGAAGCAAGGAGCCCCGGAAGAGCCAAUGUCUGCAGCAGCACGCGCUGCACCUGCAGCAGCACCUCAUGCUGUGUCACGCCCAGGCGUUCUUGCAGCAGCGACAACCUCAAGAAGGAGCUGCAGCAACAAGACCAGCUGCUGCUGCUGCUGCCUCGCGCUGCUGCGGCAGCAGCAAACAAACAAACUCUGACCCCAGCAGCAGCAGCAGCAGCAGCAAAGAGGGGGACUAA
Molecule: messenger RNA, 1779 nt
Organism: Eimeria tenella
Lineage: Eukaryota; Apicomplexa; Conoidasida; Eucoccidiorida; Eimeriidae
Exons: 7
Coding region: 1-1779 (592 amino acids)
Source: RefSeq, a predicted model, not a curated record